GUGUUCCCAUCUCCAGCACCCCGACCAGCUGUUCUUAAACAAAACAAUUUGGCGUUAUUAUAGUUUUUAAUCAAUAUUAGUCACUUAAUGGACUGCUGCGGCAACGAAAUACGCAGCGAGAGUAUCUACAACAUGCUGCAAGCUUUGGUCGACUCGAAGGUGGUUAAUGUGCAGCUUUUAUCGAUUGCCGUGGGCAUUUUCUUCGUGGUCCUGCUACUAAAAAACAAUUUUCGCUCCUUUUCGGGCACGUAGAUCGUUGGCAUUUAGUGUUUAAUUUAUGUAAUAAUGUAAUGUACGCUAAGGACUAAUAAUAACUACUUGAAGCCAC
This is a messenger RNA of Drosophila ficusphila, 328 nucleotides long. RefSeq lists its product as uncharacterized. Lineage: Eukaryota; Metazoa; Arthropoda; Insecta; Diptera; Drosophilidae. The transcript has a single exon. Bases 88 to 252 code for a protein of 54 amino acids. The record is from RefSeq and is a predicted model, not a curated record.